Molecule: messenger RNA, 1072 nt
Organism: Nasonia vitripennis (jewel wasp)
Lineage: Eukaryota; Metazoa; Arthropoda; Insecta; Hymenoptera; Pteromalidae
Exons: 4
Coding region: 98-583 (161 amino acids)
Source: RefSeq, a predicted model, not a curated record
AGAGAGAGAGAGAGGGCGAAAAAAGGGAGAGACGGUAUAAAGCUGAAAGUGCGCCGGUCCAGCGGCCCAGUACGAAGGCAUCCCGCGGACAGGAGAGAUGCGAUCCGGCGGCAUGCUGCGUGUGAUGGCGUUCUCAUCACCACUUUUCGCUAGUACUCUUCUUCUGCUCCUUCUCGCCCAUGCCAACGCUCUACCACUGCAAUAUUUACCAGAAAUUCCUGGCUAUAUUCCUGUGUACAUAAGGCAUGGCGACCAGCCCUUAGAAGAAAUUAAUCCAGCUUUAGCCGAAGCUUUCCACGAAUCUUCUGGCAUAUUAAAGAAUAUUCGGGAUGACUUGAACGAUAGAAACGACGUCUCGUUGCAUUCCAAUGAAGAAAAUUCAUCUCGUGAGAACGCCAAUCCACCGAUGCCGCCGAAACAAUUAAUUUACGAUUUCCCUCAAGAGAAGAGCAAUUUUCCACCAAAAGACAAACCCACUGAAAAAGAAUCCGUUGUUAUGAAGCUCGCCAAAACUUCGCCACUGGACAAAAUCGACAUCAAGAAACUCACGCAAGAGAUCAAAGAAAAGAAAGAAAAUAAAUGAGUUUUAUGAAUACUAGUCAAAAUGUUGUAGUUUCUGAAUGUUCUGAUAUUUUCCAAUGUCUAUACGUAUAAAAUCUCGGAAAAAAACUUGCAAUUAUCUGCGAGUAAUUAUAUAUACGAAAGUUAUAGCCCAUUAUACAGUGCUUUAUAUAGAGAGGUACAUUAAUACUAAAUUAAAAUUGUGCUCACAGACUAAACGGCAAUAAAUUUAGAAGAUGUACAAAAAAAGUUAAUGGCUAGGACACGUUAGGAUAUAAUCGACUACUUAUACGACUCCAGCUUUGCAGCUUCGGGAAUGUUUCAGUUUUUACUUAACAGAAGAAUAAGUAUUCGUCUCUCUGCAAGCAUCAAAUGUUUUAUAAAUACCAACGAUACAUAUAAUUUAGUACAAAAGUUUUUAUUAUAUUCAUCAAGUAUGUAAUGAAUUAAUUGAUUUGAAUGUGAAUAUUUUGUAACUGAUUUUAUAUAUAGUAAAGCAAUUCUAAAAGAA